CGCAACGUCACUGCAGUGUCAGUGUAGGUAUUUUGAAAAGAGGGAUGGGACCCUUAUCACAGAGAACACAUUUCUCUUUGUUUUUCCUCUUGAUAAUUAUAAUAGAGGGGCAAUAUCAAUGGGUUCAAGCCCAGCACUGUGUGUGGUAUGGAGAGUGUGGAGAGUCCGCCAAGGUCCAGGGGAAAAAGUACAACUGCAACUACACUGGCCCGCCUAUACCACUCCCCCAGGAGGAGGAGGAACUGCUCGAUGAGCUGUGUCCGGGGUAUAAGUAUGGGAACCUGAGUCUGUGCUGUGAUGGCCAACAACUCCGCACACUCAAAGGAAGUCUCCAGCUGCCCCUUCAGUUUCUGUCUCGCUGCCCUGCCUGUUUUUACAACCUGAUGAACCUGUUCUGUGAGCUGACAUGCAGCCCCCACCAGAGUGAGUUCAUCAAGGCCAUCAAUAUCACCCACGACACUGACCCAGGCGCAACCAACAAGUCUAACGUGGUGGAAGUGGAGUACUACAUCGGAGAGACCUUUGCUAAUGCCAUGUACAACGCGUGUAAGGACGUCCAAGCCCCGUCGAGCAACGUGAAGGCUCUUUCACUGCUGUGCGGCAAGGACGCCAGUGAAUGUACCCCCACAAACUGGAUCCAGUAUAUGUUUGACACCAGCAAUGGCCAGAGCCCCUUCUCCAUUGACCCCAUCUUCUCAGAUGUGCCCGUGUCCAACAUGACGCCCAUGAACAACGCCACGUUUGGCUGCGCCCAGGUCCUGGACGACGGCUCGGGUCCCUGCUCCUGCCAGGACUGCAGCGCCGUCUGUGGCCCCACGCCCGUCCCUCCCCCCCGCCCCCCGCCCUGGACCAUCCUGGGCAUGGACGCCAUGGUGGUCAUCAUGUGGGUCUCCUACAUGGCCUUCCUCCUCCUCUUUGCCGGCGCCGCGGUCGGCGCGUGGGGCUACAGGAAAAGGACAAUCAUGUCAGAGUAUGGGCCCAUAUUGGACAGCAACGACCCUCUCUCCCUGAACAACGAUAGCAUCGACCAAGUUGACGCGACGUGCGGCGAGACGCUGGGCGAGCGCUUUGAGAACGCCCUGCGCAUCCUGUUCACCCGCUGGGGCUCCUUCUGCGUGCGGCAGCCCCUCCUGGUGGUGCUGAGCAGCCUGGUCCUAGUGUCCGCCUGCUCAGGGGGCCUGGCCUACAUGCGCAUCACCACGGACCCGGUAGAGCUGUGGUCGUCUCCCAGCAGCCAGGCGCGCCAGGAGAAGGAGUACUUCGACAGCCACUUCGGGCCUUUCUUCCGGGCGGAGCAGAUCAUCAUCACCACCACCGUCAACGCCAGCGUUGUCUACCAGCCCGUCCCUACCGGCUUGGACGUCCCCUUCCAAUCCAUCCUGGACAUUAAUGUCCUGCACCAGGUGUUGGACCUGCAGCUGGCCAUUGAAGGCCUGGUGGCGUCCUACGGGGAGGAGAAGGUCACGCUCAAGGACAUCUGCCUGGCGCCCCUGGCCCCCUACAACAACAACUGCACCAUCCUCAGUGUCCUUAAUUACUUCCAGAACAGUCACACGCAGCUGGACCGCGUCAUCACUGAUGACUUCUGGACCAUAGCUGACUUCCACACCCACUUCCUCUACUGUGUCAGCGCUCCAGCCUCCCUGAACGACACCAGCCCCCUCCACGACCCCUGCAUGGGCACCUUCGGAGGGCCCAUCUUCCCCUGGCUGGCGCUAGGCGGCUAUGACGCCACCAACUACAACAACGCCACAGCUCUGGUGAUCACGUUUCCUGUCAACAACUACCACAACGACACUGUCCGGAUAGGCAAAGCCCUGGCCUGGGAGAAAGAGUUCAUCUCCUUCCUGAAGAGGUACGACAACCCCAACCUGACGCUCGCCUUCAACGCCGAGAGGAGCAUCGAGGACGAGAUCAACCGCGAGAGCGAGAGCGACCUCAGCACGGUGGUGGUCAGCUACGCCAUCAUGUUUGUCUACAUCUCCCUGGCCCUGGGACACAUCCACAGCCUGAGAAGACUGCUGGUGAGGGUCUCCCUGGGCGUGGCGGGCAUCCUGAUCGUGCUGAGCUCCGUGGCGUGCUCGCUGGGCAUCUUCAGCUACGCCGGCGUGCCCCUCACCCUCAUCGUCAUCGAGGUCAUCCCCUUCCUGGUGCUGGCUGUGGGGGUGGACAACAUCUUCAUCAUCGUGCAGACCUACCAGCUGAGUGCCUUCCGGCUGUGA
Molecule: messenger RNA, 2222 nt
Organism: Osmerus eperlanus (European smelt)
Lineage: Eukaryota; Metazoa; Chordata; Actinopteri; Osmeriformes; Osmeridae
Gene: npc1
Product: Niemann-Pick disease, type C1
Exons: 14
Coding region: 45-2222 (725 amino acids)
Biological process (GO): intestinal cholesterol absorption; cholesterol homeostasis
Cellular component (GO): plasma membrane
Molecular function (GO): cholesterol binding
Source: RefSeq, a predicted model, not a curated record